AUGCCUAGUUUUUCACUUGGACUUGGUCUUGGUCUAACACAAGAGUUUCAAGAAGGAGAUGAAAGCAGUGAAGAUGAACACAUGAAGAAAAAAAUAAAAGAUGAAAAACUUGAUGAAGGAGAAAGUUAUGAUUCAGAAGAAACAGAAUGUGACAAUAAUAUCUUGGGAAUUGAAGAUGAUGAAGACAAAAAAAAAGUAGGAAAAAGAUUAAAUAAACCAACACUGGAGCUAUCUUCUCCUUAUAAUAGAAAAGAUGUUUGUGCAUCAAAAUUUGUAGAUCCAGAUGAAGUAAAUGUAUCAGAUAGAGUUUUUUUCCAGAAUUGGUAA
Molecule: messenger RNA, 327 nt
Organism: Lactuca saligna
Lineage: Eukaryota; Viridiplantae; Streptophyta; Magnoliopsida; Asterales; Asteraceae
Source: the annotation of a GenBank genome assembly